AUGCUUGAAAAUCAGAUUGCCCAGCAAGCUAGUCCUUCAAGCAAAAAGAUUAGGAAAUUACCUAGUCAACCAGAGAUGAACCCCAAAGAGCACUGCAAAACAAUUACAUUGAGGAGUGAGAGAACAUUACAGGAACAAAAACCAAAACAAAAGCAAAAACAGAAGGAAGAAACUUCUAAAAAUUCUGAAACCCAAGAAGAUGAGGAAGAGAAACAAGCUAAAGAAGUCAAGGAAAAGGAGAAAAGGAAGAAAAAGAAAUUGCCAAAACCCUACCAAUCCCUCUACCUUUUCCUCAAAGAUUCCAGAAAGCCAAAUUGGACGAGCAAAGCAUUAUCCCAAAUGUCAUCCUAUAUAAAAUUUCUAAAGGAAAUUUUUUCCAAGAAAAGCAGGCUGGAAGACUAUGAGACAGUUGUUCUAACAGAGGAAUCUAGUGCCAUCUUGCAAAAUAAGCUGCCUCCAAAAUUGAAAGAUCUUGGAAGCUUUUCUAUACCGUGCUUAAUUAGGAACAUGAACAUAGAUAAAGCCCUCUGCGAUCUUCGAGCCAGUGUAAGCCUAAUGCCCUUAUCUAUAUGCCAAAAGCUAAAUGUUGGAGAAUUAAGGCCAACUACUAUCUCAUUACAAUUGGCGAACAAAUCUGUCAAAUAUCCAGUUGGCAUCUUAGAAAGCAUCCCUAUCAAGGUGGAUAAUUUUUUUAUUCCUGCAGAUUUUGUUGUCCUAGAAAUUGUGGAAGAUGUCCAAAUCCCCAUGAUAUUGGGAAUGUCCAAAUCCCCAAAGUCAGAGAUGAAGAAGUAG
Molecule: messenger RNA, 792 nt
Organism: Hevea brasiliensis (rubber tree)
Lineage: Eukaryota; Viridiplantae; Streptophyta; Magnoliopsida; Malpighiales; Euphorbiaceae
Exons: 2
Coding region: 1-792 (263 amino acids)
Source: RefSeq, a predicted model, not a curated record